Messenger RNA from Botrytis byssoidea, 1290 nucleotides. RefSeq lists its product as uncharacterized. The coding region runs from base 1 to 1290 and encodes 429 amino acids. Lineage: Eukaryota; Fungi; Ascomycota; Leotiomycetes; Helotiales; Sclerotiniaceae. The transcript has a single exon. Gene Ontology annotation, molecular function: mismatch base pair DNA N-glycosylase activity. Gene Ontology annotation, biological process: base-excision repair, AP site formation. The record is from RefSeq and is a predicted model, not a curated record.
AUGGGUAAACAAGUGGACUCCAAAUACUUCAAGAAGACAGAGAUAGAAGCAGAUGCUGCACCUAACAUAACAGCACCAAGCUUUCAAGGAAAAUUAGAUCUCUCUUCAUUCACAUACUCUCCAAGCCGGCCGCUACGCCCUCACCGAAAUAGUUCCCGAACAACUCCCCGUAAUCUUCUGUCAAAUUCAUCAACCUCACAAUCAUCUCUUUCUCCUCUGAAGCAGGAAUUCUGUAUCGACGCUCCCGAUGUCACAGCAGGCUCUCAAUCAGAAUCCGAAAGCAACCGGUUGGAAGCUUGGAAUUGCAAAUCGCCUGAGCAGGGAACGCAUGAACACAGGAAGCAUGAAUAUGGAACGUCACAUAAUGAAGCUGGGUGCAAUUUCCCUCAAGAAAUGAGUGAGCAGCAUGAUCGAUCCAUUGAAAUGGGGCUGCGUGGCGAUUGUACGCCCUCCCCUAUGACUUCGCCCGUACCAACAAGUGUUCGAAAGAGGCAAUCACCUACAAUGUGCCCAGUCGAAGCUCCUGAAUAUGUAAACGCAACCCCUUCUCCUCUAAAACGCAGGCUGGAGUCAAUUUCCGCAACCCCAGCAAGCAAGCCCUCUCCAGCAAAAAAACGUCGUUCUCGCGCUGGCGGAGGCUACAAACCUCCAUCUCACUACGCGCAUCUUUCGUUUCUCCCCGAUGUCAUAGCACCUAAUCUUUUGUGUCUUUUCGUAGGUCUUAAUCCAGGUUUAUUAACCGCUCAAGUUGGCCACGCAUAUGCACAUCCCUCUAAUCGUUUUUGGAAACUACUCUAUUCAUCAGGUUGUACCACUCGACUUUUGAAGGCGGAGGAUGAUUUCAAGCUACCAGAGUUAUAUUCUUUAGGAAAUACAAAUAUUGUGGAAAGACCUACAAGAAAUGGAGGGGAGUUGUCGAAAAAAGAAAUGGACGAGGGAGUGAGUUUGUUGGAAGAGAAGAUUAGGGCUUAUAGACCGGAGGUUGUGGCAUUGGUUGGGAAGGGUAUCUGGGAGAGUGUGUGGAGAGUCAAGAAGGGGAAACCUAUGGCAAAGGAUGAGUUCAAGUAUGGGUGGCAAUCGGAAGAAGAGAAUUUGGGAGUGAUAAAUGUUGGAGAUUCAUGGGGAGGAGCUAGGCUUUUUGUGGCAUCUAGUACGUCUGGACUGGCAGCAUCAUUGUCGCCUGCGGAAAAGGAGAAGAUAUGGGGAGAAUUGGGGUCCUGGAUUGAGCGAAGAAGAAAAGAAAGAGAUGGAUUGAAUGAAGUGAAAAAAGAGGUAGAAGAUUGUGGCUGA